AUGGUUUCCUUCUUAGUCUUUUUGUUUAUUUUUGGCAAAAUGUAUCUCAUCAUGCAAGGAAUUUUUUUUUUAUUUCUUUGUUUUUUCUCCUUUCUCUUUCUUCUCCUUUCUCUUUCUUCUCCUUUCUCUUUCUUCUCCUUUCUCUUUCUUCUCCUUUCUCUUUCUUCUCCUUUCUCUUUCUUCUCCUUUCUCUUUCUUCUCCUUUCUCUUUCUUCUCCUUUCUCUUUCUUCUCCUUUCUCUUUCUUCUCCUUUCUCUUUCUUCUCCUUUCUCUUUCUUCUCCUUUCUCUUUCUUCUCCUUUCUCUUUCUUCUCCUUUCUUCUUUCCUCCCUUUCUCUUUCUUCUCCUUUCUCUUUCUUCUCCUUUCUCUUUCUUCUCCUUUCUCUUUCUUCUCCUUUCUCUUUCUUCUCCUUUUCUCUUUCUUCUUUUCUCUUUCUUCUCCUUUCUCUUUCUUUUCUUUCUCCUUUCUCUUUCUUCUCUUUCUUUUCUUCUCCUUUCUCUUUCUUCUCCUUUCUCUUUCUUCUCCUUUCUCUUUCUUCUCCUUUCUCUUUCUUCUCCUUUCUCUUUCUUCUCCUUUCUCUUUCUUCUCCUUUCUCUUUCUUCUCCUUUCUCUUUCUUCUCCUUUCGCACAUUCUCUUUUCUUUUUCUCUCUCCCCAUCCUUGGAUCCCUUCCUCCAGAUUGCACCCCCACUAUCCCCUUUUCUCCCUACCCCGGAUCCCUCCUGCCACCCCUCUCUCUUGUCCUGGGUACUUUUAUUUUGCCCCUCACCUCCUCCUGUGCCGCCUUUUCCCUCUCUCUCUCAUUUCUUCUCUCUUUCUUCUUCUUCUCUCUUUCUUCUUCUUCUCUCUUUCUUCUUCUUCUCUCUCUUCUUCUUCUUUCUUCUUCUUCUCUCUUUCUUCUUCUUCUCUCUUUCUUCUUCUUCUCUCUUUCUUCUUCUUCUCUCUUUCUUCUUCUUCUCUCUUUCUUCUUCUUCUCUCUUUCUUCUUCUUCUCUCUUUCUUCUUCUUCUCUCUUUCUUCUUCUUCUCUCUUUCUUCUUCUUCUCUCUUUCUUCUUCUUCUCUCUUUCUUCUUCUUCUCUCUUUCUUCUUCUUCUCUCUUUCUUCUUCUUCUCUCUUCCGCUUCUUCUUCUGUCCGUCUGUCUUCUCUUCUCUUCUCUGUCUGUCUGUCUUCUUCUCUGUCUCUUCUUCUUCUCUGUCUGUCUGUCUGUCUUCUCUGUCUGUCUGUCUGUCUGUCUUCUCUGUCUGUCUGUCUGUCUUCUCUGUCUGUCUGUCUGUCUUCUCUGUCUGUCUGUCUGUCUUCUCUGUCUGUCUGUCUGUCUGUCUGUCUGUCUUCUUCUUCUCUGUCUGUCUGUCUUCUCUGUCUUCUCUGUCUGUCUUCUUCUCUCUGUCUGUCUUCUUCUCUCUCUGUCUGUCUGUCCGUCUCUGUCUGUCUGUCUCUGUCUGUCUGUCUUCUCUGUCUGUCUCUGUCUGUCUUCUCUGUCUCUCUUCUCUGUCUGUCUGUCUUCUCUGUCUUCUCUGUCUGUCUGUCUGUCUUCUCUGUCUGUCUGUCUUCUUCUCUCUCUGUCUGUCUUCUCUCUCUCUGUCUGUCUUCUCUCUCUCUCUCUCUUCUCUCUGUCUGUCUUCUCCUCUCUCUGUCUGUCUUCUCCUCUCUCUGUCUGUCUUCUCCUCUCUCUGUCUUGUCUUCUCUGUCCGUCUGUCUUCUCUGUCCGUCUGUCUUCUCUGUCCGUCUGUCUUCUCUGUCUGUCUGUCUUCUCUGUCUGUCUGUCUUCUCUGUCUGUCUGUCUGUCUUCUCUGUCUGUCUUCUCUGUCUGUCUGUCUUCUCUGUCUGUCUGUCUUCUCUGUCUGUCUUCUCUGUCUGUCUGUCUUCUCUGUCUGUCUGUCUUCUCUGUCUGUCUGUCUUCUCUGUCUGUCUGUCUGUCUUCUCUGUCUGUCUUCUCUGUCUUCUCUCUGUCUGUCUGUCUUCUCUCUCUGUCUGUCUGUCUUCUCUCUCUGUCUGUCUGUCUUCUCUCUCUGUCUGUCUGUCUUCUCUCUCUGUCUGUCUUCUCUGUCUGUCUUUCUCUCUCUGUCUGUCUGUCUUCUCUCUCUCUGUCUGUCUUCUCUUCUCUCUCUUCUUCUCUCUCUGUCUGUCUCUGUCUCUCUCUCUCUCUGUCUGUCUGUCUUCUCUCUCUCUCUCUCUCUGUCUGUCUUUCUUCUCUCUCUCUCUGUCUGUCUUCCUUCUCUCUCUCUCUGUCUGUCUUCCUUCUCUCUCUCUCUGUCUGUCUUCUCUCUCUGUCUUCUUUUAGGAAUUGAAUCAUACAAAUGA
Messenger RNA from Acanthosepion pharaonis, 2301 nucleotides. The record is from the annotation of a GenBank genome assembly. Lineage: Eukaryota; Metazoa; Mollusca; Cephalopoda; Sepiida; Sepiidae.